Wyeomyia smithii (pitcher-plant mosquito) is the source of this 1168-nucleotide messenger RNA. Its product is annotated as epimerase family protein SDR39U1. Bases 188 to 1087 code for a protein of 299 amino acids. The record is from RefSeq and is a predicted model, not a curated record. Lineage: Eukaryota; Metazoa; Arthropoda; Insecta; Diptera; Culicidae. The transcript is spliced from 3 exons.
CUGUGAUCAUCAGCUCAGCAAAACAAAAGCAAAAACGGAUUGGUAGACGCGUUGUCUACAAAAUAUAGCAGUGCGAUAAUCUGUAGGAAUAAGUAUACAAAGUUGUCCUCAAGUUUACCAAAAAUCAUUCUUAAAAAGGACCGGGAAGCAUUUGCUGCAUUUAUAGCUAACCUUCUUGGUUCUCUGCAUGGCGCUCAAGCAUGUUGUUAUAGGCGGAGGCAGUGGUUUUAUCGGGAAGCGUCUCGCUAAAACCCUUAAUGCGGAUGGCUAUGAAGUAACCACGAUCUCACGGAUGCCAGCAAUUAAACGCAUGACAUGGCACGAUCUGGAAAAAGACGGUCUUCCCGAAGGUACGUCCGCUGUAGUCAAUCUCGCCGGUCAGAAUGUGUUAGAUCCAACGCGCCGAUGGACUCCCGGCUUUAAACAAAACGUUUGGAAUUCUCGCAUCAACACAACAGCGGCGUGUGCCAGGGCAAUCGAAAAAGCAACGGUGAAACCACGCGUUUUUGUCAGUAUUUCCGGCGUCAGUCAUUACCAAGCCGGAUCGCAGAUUAACACGGAAGAAUCGAAAACAGUCGAAUUUGAUUUUAUGUCUAAGUUGUGUCACGAAUGGGAAAAGGCGGCUAAUUUACCGGAAAAUUCUAUUUGUCGAGCGGUGAAGAUACGCUGUGGAGUGGUAAUAGGACGAGAAGGUGGUAUGAUUCAAUCACUGAUUCUACCAUUCUGGUUAGGACUUGGAGGUCCUAUAGGCGACGGAAGCCAUGAUCUGCCAUGGAUUCAUAUUGAUGAUCUGUGCAACUUGAUUAAAUUUGCAAUCGAGAAACCAGACGUCAACGGUGUGCUAAAUGGAGUAGCACCAGAUAUGAUAACUAAUAAAGAUUUUACUAAGGCGUUUGCCUCGGCUCUAAUUAGGCCCGCAAUUUUCCCAUUACCCGAGUUUGUACUUAAUUUGAUCUUCGGCCUGGAGCGUGCUGUCCUCUUGACGAAAGGGGCCAAGGUUGCUCCGAAGCGUGUGCAGCAGUUUGGCUUUAAUUAUCGAUAUCCCGAUAUCAAAUCUGCAUGCAAAGAUGUCGCUAGAUUUUUUUAGUAAACUUACCGAAUUUACCUGUCAUACCAUUACAGUCCAUCAUUUCACAAUCAACAAAAAAUAAACAUUGGUUAAAAUUAA